CUCAAAAAAAAAAAAAAAAAAAAAAAAAACAAAGAAAAGAGGCUCUCCCUUCCCUCGUACUCUCCUCCUUUGACUCUCUUUCCCCCAAUUCAUUCUCUCUCCUCUAUAUCGACUGCGAAUUCGACGCAAUUUUAUGAGCUGCUGCAAUUUCUAGAGAGAGAAAUUCCUCAAAUCAAAUCCCUAGAAUUCUGCGAAAAUGAUCCAAAGGUCAUUACAAAUUUUCGUAAUUCUAGGGUUUUUGCUCACCAUUACCCAAUCCCUUAGAUUUGAUCUUCAAUCUGGCCAUACUAAAUGCAUUUCCGAAGAUAUCAAGAGCAAUUCCAUGACCGUCGGAAAGUAUCACAUCGUCAAUCCCAAUGAGGGUUAUCCUUUGCCUGAUACUCACAGAGUCACUGUUCGGGUGACGUCGGCGUAUGGGAAUAACUAUCACACUGCAGAUCAUGUGGAAUCAGGGCAGUUUGCCUAUACUGCUGUGGAGUCAGGGGAUUAUAUGGCGUGUUUUUGGACGCCGGAGCAUAACCCGCCUGUUACUGUAACUAUUGAUUUUGAUUGGAAGACUGGUGUUGCUGCUAAGGAUUGGGGUAGUGUUGCUAAGAAGGGCACCGUUGAGGUCAUGGAAUUGGAGUUAAAGAAGCUAAUGGAUACUGUAAAUUCCAUUCAUGAAGAAAUGUUCUACCUCCGUGAUAGGGAAGAAGAGAUGCAAGCUUUGAAUAGAACAACCAACUCUAGGAUGUAUUGGUUGGGUUUUCUUUCAUUUCUUGUUUGUUCAACUGUGGCUGGUUUGCAAUAUUUUUACUUGAAGAAUUUCUUCGAGAGGAAAAAGUUGUUAUAAGUUAAUUUUAAAGCAUUACUGUAAAAUUUUCGAGAAUGUAAUAUUAUCUAUCGAAUAGUCAAUCCACUUGAAUUUCACGGAGUAUGUUUUUCAAUGAAUAUUUUUGACAUUUUUUUUGUCAUUA
Messenger RNA from Chenopodium quinoa (quinoa), 956 nucleotides. RefSeq names its product transmembrane emp24 domain-containing protein p24delta9-like. The coding region runs from base 197 to 832 and encodes 211 amino acids. Lineage: Eukaryota; Viridiplantae; Streptophyta; Magnoliopsida; Caryophyllales; Amaranthaceae. The transcript is spliced from 4 exons. The record is from RefSeq and is a predicted model, not a curated record. Gene Ontology annotation, biological process: Golgi organization; intracellular protein transport; endoplasmic reticulum to Golgi vesicle-mediated transport. Gene Ontology annotation, cellular component: endoplasmic reticulum-Golgi intermediate compartment; Golgi apparatus; COPII-coated ER to Golgi transport vesicle.